Solanum dulcamara is the source of this 1491-nucleotide messenger RNA. Its product is annotated as peroxidase 47. The transcript is spliced from 4 exons. Gene Ontology annotation, biological process: hydrogen peroxide catabolic process; response to oxidative stress. Bases 268 to 1266 code for a protein of 332 amino acids. Gene Ontology annotation, molecular function: peroxidase activity; heme binding. The record is from RefSeq and is a predicted model, not a curated record. NCBI's taxonomy places the organism in Eukaryota, Viridiplantae, Streptophyta, Magnoliopsida, Solanales, Solanaceae. Gene Ontology annotation, cellular component: plasmodesma; plant-type cell wall.
GAUUUUACUUAAAUUUAAAACUUCCUAAGAAUUAGUGCAUGCAACAUUGAUUAUUUGCAUACUUUUGUCCCACUAAUUUUGAAAGCUAUGAUGUGUCAAAGAACAUGGAAGGGAUAGCACUUUAGAUUAUCAUGAUGUAUAUAAUAAUAUUGACUUUGUUUGGGUGGGGAGAGAUGAAUUAUGGACCACUAUUUCCAACUUUUUGUUUUAUCCAAUAUAAAUUAAUGUAUUGGUAGUGGUAUAUAAAUAGCAUCCAUUUGUUCGAAAAUGAUAUAUGAAUCACUUGCAGAAAUGGGAAAGUAUGAGUUGUUUAUGGUGAUAUUAUUGAUAGAUAUACUAGUGAGUGGAUGGAGGUUUGAUGGACAUGGUUUGGUUGAUGGUCUGAGAAUGGAUUAUUAUUACUUGAUGAAUUGCCCAUUUGCAGAGGGAAUAGUGAAGAACACUGUGAAUAGGCAUUUACAAGCUGAUCCUACUCUUGCUGCUGCCCUUGUCAGGAUGCACUUCCACGAUUGCUUCGUUGAGGGAUGUGAUGCAUCGGUGUUGAUUGAUUCAACAAAGGGUAACACAGCAGAAAAGGAUUCGCCAGCAAAUUUGAGCUUGAGAGGGUAUGAAAUCAUUGAUGAAGUGAAGAAAGAGCUCGAAAAGCAAUGCCCUGGAGUCGUCUCGUGUGCUGAUAUUCUUGCCAUGGCUGCAAGGGAUGCUGUCUUCUUUGCUGGAGGUCCGGUGUAUGACAUACCAAAAGGAAGAAAGGAUGGAACAAGAUCAAGAAUAGAAGACACAAUCAAUCUGCCUUCCCCCACUCUCAAUAGUUCGGAGCUUAUCAGAAUGUUUGGCCAACGUGGCUUCACUGCUCAAGAGAUGGUGGCUCUAUCUGGUGCACAUACACUAGGAGUGGCGAGAUGCUCAUCAUUCAAGCACAGAUUGAGUAACUUUGACUCAACACAUGAUGUGGACCCAACUUUGGAUGCCCAAUUUGCCAAGACUCUAUCAAAAAGAUGUAGUGACAAUUCUGAGCAGGCCUUUGACACCACAAAAGACACUUUUGACAAUGACUACUAUAAUGCUUUACAAAGGAAGAAUGGUGUCCUAUUCUCUGAUCAAACUCUUUUCAAUAACCCUAGAACUAGAGGCAUUGUCAAUGCUUAUGCCUUUAAUCAAGCCAUGUUCUUCCUUGAUUUCCAACAAGCCAUGGUUAAAAUGGGUUUACUUGAUGUCAAAGAAGGCUCCAAGGGUGUAGUGCGGGCCAACUGUCGUAUCAUCAAUUGAUUAUUGGUAUUUUCAUAUAGAUGUAAAGUCUGUUGCUACCACUUUUUAUUUUAUUUAUUAUUAUAUAAUAGCCAAAGCAAUAUGGUUUGUCUGUCGUUACUAUAUAUAUAUAAUCAUAUUUGAUUUAAAUAUAAAUUACAAUCCAAAACUUUGUACGUUCCUGUAACUCUAUGGAUGUUCUAGUCAUCACACUUUCAAUUAAACUUUAUUAUAUCUUUCUUUUUA